ACAGGGUUGCGUUUCUGCGUGCCAGACCCAGUCUCCAGCACUGGUCCCCCUGAUGGCAGUUUGUACAUCCCUGUGAAACCUGCCAAGCUGGACGCCACAGCUUUGCACGACUGCACUUUGGCUGCCACUGUGCCCCCUUCAGAGCCAACGAACCAUGCAGUCCUAGCCUGUGACACAGGCAUCCAUGAAGAGCACUAUGUAAGUGAAGCAGUGGAAAAUGAUGUGCCGGACUACAGAGAAUACAGAGAUGCCUGCACCAUUACUGAUGUGUGCAAUAGUACUGAUCUUCCUGAAGUUGAAAUCAUCAGUCUGCUGGAAGAACAGCUGCCCCAUUACAAGCUGAGAGCAGAUACAAUCUAUGGUUAUGACCACGACGACUGGCUUCACACGCCUCUCAUUUCUCCUGAUGCCAGUAUCGACUUAACAACUGAGCAAAUAGAAGAGACGCUGAAAUACUUCCUUUUAUGUGCUGAAAGAGUGGGCCAGAUGACUAAAACAUACAAUGACAUAGAUGCUGUUACACGACUUCUAGAAGAGAAAGAGCGGGAUUUAGAAUUAGCUGCUCGAAUUGGCCAGUCAUUGUUAAAGAAGAAUAAAUCACUAACCGAGAGAAAUGAAUUCCUUGAGGAGCAAGUAGAGCAUAUCAGGGAAGAGGUUUCUCAGUUGCGCCAUGAACUGUCCAUGAAGGAUGAGCUGCUUCAGUUUUAUACCAGUGCUGCUGAAGAAAGUGAGCCAGAGUCCAUCUGCUCAACACCGUUGAAGAGGAAUGAGUCUUCCUCCUCCGUCCAAAACUAUUUUCACUUGGAUUCUCUUCAAAAGAAACUCAAGGACCUUGAAGAGGAGAAUGUUGUGCUUAGAUCAGAGGCCUGUCAGCUGAAGACUGAAACAAUUACCUACGAAGAGAAAGAACAGCAGCUUGUAAAUGACUGUGUGAAAGAGCUGAGGGAUGCAAACAUCCAGAUUUCCAGUAUCUCGGAGGAGUUAGCAAAGAAAACUGAAGAUGCUGCCCGGCAGCAGGAAGAGAUCACUCAUCUUCUUUCUCAGAUAGUUGAUCUACAGAAAAAGGCAAAAUCUUGUGCAGUCGAAAAUGAAGAACUUGUCCAGCAUUUGGGAGCAGCUAAAGAUGCCCAGCGUCAGCUCACAGCAGAAUUGCGGGAGCUGGAAGACAAGUAUGCAGAGUGCAUGGAAAUGCUUCAUGAGGCGCAGGAGGAGCUGAAGAACCUUCGGAACAAGACGAUGCCAAAUGCCAUAUCACGUCGCUACCACUCACUAGGCCUCUUCCCCAUGGACUCUUUGGCAGCAGAGAUAGAAGGAUCAAUGCGAAAAGAACUGCAACUGGAUGAGCCAGACUCUCCUGACAUAAUUCACCAGAAGCGGGUCUUUGAGACUGUGAGAAACAUAAACCAGGUUGUCAAGCAGAGAUCCCUGACUCCGUCUCCAAUGAAUAUCCCAGGAUCUAACCAGUCUUCUGCAAUGAACUCAGUCAUUUCUAGCUGUACCAGCACUCCACGUUCCAGUUUCUAUGGGGGAGACAUCUCCAACAAUGUGAUAGACAACAAGACCAAUAGCAUCAUUCUAGAAACAGAAUCCUCUGACGUUGGAAAUGAAGACAAGAAUAAGAAGCCUGGAACUCCAGGGACACCUGGUUCUAGUGACUUGGAGACAGCUCUUCGAAGGCUGUCCCUUCGGCGAGAGAAUUACCUCUUAGAGCGGAGGUUCUUUGAAGAAGAGCAGGAAAGGAAGUUGCGGGAACUGGCGGAGAAGGGUGAACUCCAUAGUGGUUCCAUUACACCAACAGAAAGCAUCAUGUCAUUGGGAACUCACUCCAGGUUUUCAGAAUUCACUGGAUAUUCAGGAAUGUCCAUCAGCAGUCGCUCCUACCUGCCAGAGAAGCUUCAGAUUGUGAAGCCCCUUGAAGGUUCAGCCACUCUGCAUCAUUGGCAGCAGCUAGCUCAGCCUCACCUGGGGGGAAUCUUAGACCCAAGGCCUGGGGUUGUCACUAAGGGCUUCAGAACUCUGGACCUCGACCUGGAUGAAGUGUAUUGCCUUAAUGAUUAUGAAGAAGAUGAGACAGGUGACAUUUCUUACAAGGGCCUAACUACCUCGACGCCAAUUCAGCACACACAGACCUCAGGUGAGAGGUCACAAGCACAAGUGACUGUUUCAGACAGCAAGAAUAAUCCAAGCCAGUCUCAGGCUUUCACAGAGGAGAUGCAGGAGUCCACGACUGCCGAUGAUGAGGGGUCUGUACAUCAUCCUGGGAAGUGCAUGUCACAAACCAACUCCACCUUCACCUUCACCACCUGCCGCAUUCUGCACCCUUCUGAUGAGCUCACACGAGUCACUCCAAGCCUUAAUGCGGCCCCUACUCCAGCUUGCGGCAGCCUUGGCAAUUUGAAAGGCACCCCGGUCGCUACCCCAUGCACCCCUCGGCGCCUAAGCUUGGCAGAAUCCUUCACUAACCUUCGGGAAUCCACAACUACGAUGAGCACAUCCUUGGGCCUGGUGUGGCUGCUUAAAGAACGAGGCAUCUCAGCAGCAGUGUACAAUCCACACAGCUGGGACAGGGCCAGCAAAGGCACCAUCCUGAACCCGUACUCUCCUAAAAUGGCGAUCAUUCCUUCCACUCCUCCGAACUCACCUAUGCAGACUCCCUCUUCUUCCCCACCUGCUUUUGAGUUCAAGUGCACCAGCCCUCCUUAUGACAACUUCCUUGCUUCCAAACCUGCCAGCUCCAUUUUGAAGGAGGUGAGAGAGAAAAAGAACAUCAGGAACAGUGAGAGUCAGACCGACGUGUCUGUCUCCAACCUUAACCUUGUGGACAAAGUAAAGCGGUUCGGGAUUGCCAAAGUAGUUAGCUCGGGGCAAACGCAAGCGCCUCCCUUAACUGAUGAUGAGGGACCUCUUCUCUGUGGGGCACAAGGACCAGUAAGGGCCUUUGUUCCCCGAGGCUUGGCCCCAGAAGGCCUUCAGUUGGGCUGCCCUUCUGCAACAAGUGCUAUCGGGGGUAUUCAGCUGAACACUGGCAUUCGAAGGAAUCGGAGCUUCCCAACCAUGGUGGGUUCCAGCAUGCAGAUGAAGGGCCCUGCAACUCUCACUUCUGGCAUCCUAAUGGGAGCCAAGCUCCCUAAGCAAACUAGCUUACGAUGAAGGACUACAUUUUUAUGGCUAGACUUUUAAAGAGAUACCAAGAACCCGCCUCCAACUUUUUUUCUUCCAUUGCCUCCUGAGUUUGACAAAUCAACUUUGUGCCUAAUGGGAGAGUGUGUAAACUUUGUACAGUUUGUAAAUAUGUACCAGAUAUAUUGUAACUAAUUUGUUUAUUUUACUGUUCAGUUGAGUGCAAAAUGUUCUGACACUGCAGUUGCUGUAUUAGGGUUUAACUUGCUAACCUUCUGAAAGGUGUUUGUUUUUUUUAAGAUGCACUGAAAAAAACAAAAACAAACCACAAUCCAUGGAUGGAAGAAUAUGAAUUCUGUAGCUAGCCUAACUUGACCUAGCAUAGCAAGGUUAUUGACCAUGUUAUCUGAGACAUUGGAAUAACAGCAACAGGGAGCAUUUGUGCUUCGGUAAGUGCUAAACAAAGUAGUCAGCUUAGCAUCUGUGUUAAUUUCAUUUUGCCCUUGUGGAUGAAGUGGGUUAUCCAAGCGUGUGGCAGUUAUGCUUGAAUUGAUGAGACAUUUUUCUGUUUUUGUUUUGUUUUUCCUGGUAUGAUAAACUUGAACUAGUACUAUGUUUUGAGGUCAACAGGCCUGCUAUGUGCCUGGAAAAAUGACACAUUUCCACUACUGCUGUUUCUUCUGGCACAUCUGUAUUCUGUGUGAUUCACUUUAUUUUUUUCAAUAUUGCACUGGAUUGUGGAAGGAAAAAUGCUUUACAUUGUGUUCUCUUGCUGACACUGAAAAUCACACCUUACAAACAAUCCCUAAAGAGACUAGUUUUCACACUCACAAGAUAACAUGGCAACCACUUCCUGGGAGCCAGAGUCACUGAACAGAUUGGAAAACUGUCUUGUUUGAAAAGAUCGUUUGGCGAAAGCAGUCUUGGAAAAAGGUGUGUGCUUGAAAUAUCAUGCAGGGAAGAACCACAAAAGUAUUUAGUAACAGAAUAUGGUACAAGCAAGGGAAAGCAGCUUUUGAGCUUAUAUUUGACUUUUUGCUACAGGUUUUAUAUAUAAAGAAAACAAUCCACUAAGUGGUUUUAUAACAAGGUGAGGCUAUUUUCUACUUAGCUUUCAUCAUUUUUCAUAGAAACCUGUUUCCAUCCACGUGUUGUAAACUUGCCAGAAGUAACAGCCAUUUGAAAACAUAUUUGUAUUCCCCUGCUAUAAUAAGCCCAUGUGCUUUCAAUCAGAAAAGCCCAGUAUUUGUUAGAAUUUUCUUUCCUGUCCCUCCCAGUUUUAUGCAAGGUGCUUGCAAGAAUAUUUGUUAGCUCUUAACAUAGAAAGGGACAAAACAUUUCUGUAGCCAAGAAAAGAUUAUUUUUGAGCUUUCAUUUAAAAAAUCAGCAUCUGCUUUUUCCCUUGUAGUCUCUGUGAAGUUUAAAAUCAAGCAGCCAGUUUAUUUAUUGCCACCAAUACUGCACUACGUGUAAUUGCCGUGAAUUGCCAUUUGUACCAGACUGUUACUAAAUCAUUAGCACUGAUCAUUUCUUGUAUCAAUGGAACUGUCUUUUAGUCUUUGUGACAAAGAGAAGGAUGUCUUUGAAUGAAGUAGAUAUUACAAUAGUGCAAUGAUAUUUUGAGAGAAAACACAUGAGCCAAAUAUUGCAUGUGUUUGAAGACUUCUAUUUAUUCUAUGAACUUUAAAAAAAAGUUUUAGUAAGAUGUCAUCAGCUCUGUUUGCUGUUGUAUAUGUGCACUUACUGCAAGUAACUUUAAAUAUCUUUUUAUUUGAAUGUAUCUUUAAAACUAGAUAGAAUAACAAUUAGAUCUGAAAAAUAAUUGAGUUAUAUGGGCCGUUUUAUGUACCCAGAGAGAGAGAGCAAUACCAUGUGAGAAUUAAAAAUGUAAAAGCUAAUCAUGCAAUUUGGAAAAUAUUAUUAUUUAGCCUUUAAAUCAACAGUAGGAGCUGUCCAACCACCAGAAAGCAGUUGUAACACAUCAGAAAGAUAAAAUUUACAUUUUCUUCACUAAUGAAUAUCAAUAAAACAAAAUAAAAAUUA
Messenger RNA from Mauremys mutica (yellowpond turtle), 5163 nucleotides. It is a transcript of the gene TRAK1, whose product is annotated as trafficking kinesin protein 1. Lineage: Eukaryota; Metazoa; Chordata; Testudines; Geoemydidae. Gene Ontology annotation, molecular function: GABA receptor binding. The record is from RefSeq and is a predicted model, not a curated record. Bases 487 to 3150 code for a protein of 887 amino acids. The transcript has 16 exons. Gene Ontology annotation, biological process: anterograde axonal transport of mitochondrion; endosome to lysosome transport; neurogenesis. Gene Ontology annotation, cellular component: dendrite.